AUGGCAAAAAAGGAAUUAAAGAAAUUAAUGUUUUGGUUAUUUCGUAACUAUAGCGCUUAUCCGAAAGAAAUUCCAAUUCAAUAUGGGAAUUCAAUUGUACUUCAAUUCGACACUGAUGAUAAUUUAAAUAACGACGGAGAAGGAUUCAGGAUUGAAUGGAAAUGCGACAAUUACUUUCUAAGACAUUCUAUUCUGUUGCAAAUUUUUAAAACCACAUCCACCAAGUUUCAGACUGCGCAACCAGAAGGGCCUGAUGUCGAGCAUAACGUCGAGCUGUUAAAUGAUUUCAUAGAUAAGAGGGAUUUCAAUGGUUUUAUGCCAGUGAGAAGUAUCAUAAAUAUCGAAUAUCGAAUAUAUCAUGUUAUACCUCCGAUAAGGAGAACGAAUGCUUUAUACAUAUUGAGAGGAAAAUUGUCUGGUCUACUUCGAAAUGCCCUAAGCACAAAUAUUGUAGAAUAG
This is a messenger RNA of Dracunculus medinensis (Guinea worm), 459 nucleotides long. The record is from the annotation of a GenBank genome assembly. Lineage: Eukaryota; Metazoa; Nematoda; Chromadorea; Rhabditida; Dracunculidae.